This is a messenger RNA of Chenopodium quinoa (quinoa), 2742 nucleotides long. Its product is annotated as probable pectinesterase/pectinesterase inhibitor 51. Gene Ontology annotation, biological process: cell wall modification. Gene Ontology annotation, molecular function: pectinesterase inhibitor activity; pectinesterase activity. NCBI's taxonomy places the organism in Eukaryota, Viridiplantae, Streptophyta, Magnoliopsida, Caryophyllales, Amaranthaceae. The record is from RefSeq and is a predicted model, not a curated record. Bases 696 to 2468 code for a protein of 590 amino acids. The transcript is spliced from 3 exons.
ACGAUACACUAUCGCAAUUAUAAUUCGAACGUGUUUAAACGGAGAGUAGCUCAUUUUGACGAAAAAGAAAAUUCAAAAAUAAAAUCAUUACAAUUAUUUUUAUAAAGUCGGAGUAAUAGCCAAAUUGGUUAGUAAGAUAGCGCAAAAGGUGAUCUAAACCAAUUUUUUAAUAGCGAAAAGAAGCUGCAACUCUGCAAGACGGAUCUAAGCCUAAAUGUAGUUAUGCUUAUGCAGAGUAGGCGCACCCCGAUUACAAAUGAUGGCCCCCAUUUAUUGAAUCUAACAACACCAUAAUCAAACGACAAACAACAAACAACUAACAACAAACAAACACCACCAUCAGUCAUCACAAAAACAAAAAUUAAAACUCUUACUCCCAUAGUCCCAUUCCAUCUCCUCCCACCCCCGUGAUCGCUUACUUCAUUCCCCCCAUUCCCAUUCCCGUGACUCCAACAGUUAAUAAAUUUCCAACACUCUGUCUUCCACUUUCUCCCCCCCAUACUUAUUCACACUCACUCCCCAUUAAUCCCCACUCAAAUUCAGCUUUUUUACCGGCCACAUACAAAACCCCCUCAAUCUAAUCAUAUUACGUAGUAUAUCUAAUCUAAUCAACCCAUUUUUGAUUUUCCUAUUCAUAUUCCAAUAUCACACCCUUCCAAAUCCGGCUUAUUUCUCUCACUUAAUUUUAUUCAUAAAUGACAACUCCUUUUACCAGAAAUUCUAUAAAUGCCAACCCAUUUCACUAUUCUUACCCCCAUUUUGAACCCCACCCAAAUAACAACACCAACAAUAACAAUAAUUACAAGAAAAUACUCUUUCUCCUUCUUUCAAUGGCUUCCUCUCUUUUCUUCCUCCUCUUCCUUUCUCUCUCCUCCCUCUCCUCCGCCCACCGCCACCCCCACAACCCCCGUGCUAAAUUCUCCGACAUUCAACCCUCAGUUGCUGCAAUCCGUCAAGCGUGCCGGGCGACCCGGUUUCCUGAUGCGUGUCAAUCCAUGUUAGCGGGUCGGGCUUCGAAGGAUCCGACUCCUGCAGAGAUUAUUCAGUUGGCGUUUCAAGUUUCGACCCAGAAUCUUAAAACGGGUCAGGCUAUGGUCCAGGAGAUUCUAGAGGCUUCGGCCCAUAAUCCUAACCGCUCACGUGCCUCCCAAACGUGUCUUGAGGUUUUGGGGAAUUCUCAGGCUCGGAGCUCUGCUGCGGAGGAUGCUUUGGCACGUGGGAAGCUUAGGGAUGCACGUGCAUGGGGUAGCGCUGCGCUUUCUUAUCAAUAUGACUGUUGGUCAGGUCUCAAGUACGUCAAUGAUUCAGCUGCAGUGAACUCGACGAUGUCGUUUUUCGACACCGUCUUGAUCACAUCAACCAGCAAUGCGCUCAGUAUGCUGCGUGCGCUGGAUGCGCUAGGGCCUGAUCCGGCCUCAUGGACCCCACCUCGUACCGAGCGGGAUGGGUUCUGGGAGCCUGUUGUGUCGGGGUCGGAGUCGGAAACUCUGAAGUUUGGGUCAUUGUCGAGUUCUUUUAAGGAGGCGGAUGCGACAGUGUGUGCUGGAGGAGGGUGUAAGUACGAGAAGUUGCAGGACGCGGUGGAUGGGGCGCCAGAGAAUUUGGAGGGAGGGAAGAAAUAUGUGAUCAAGAUAAAGGAAGGGGUUUAUGAUGAGAUAGUGAGGGUGCCUUUUAAUAAAAAGAAUUUGGUGUUUUUGGGGGAUGGCAUGGGUAAAACUGUCAUUACUGGUUCUUUGAGCACUGGGAUACAGGGGAUCACCACCUAUAAUACUGCUACUGUCGGUGUCCUUGGUGAUGGAUUCAUGGCCAGUGGUCUUACUAUUCAAAAUACAGCAGGACCAGAUGCUCAUCAAGCUGUAGCCUUCCGUUCAGACAGUGACUUCUCUUACGUUGAAAACUGUGAAUUCCUUGGUAACCAAGAUACCAUCUAUGUCCAUGCCCUCCGCCAGCUCUUCAAAUCAUGUCGAAUUGAAGGAAAUGUUGACUUUAUCUUUGGCAAUGCAGCUGCCAUCUUCCAGGACUGCACCAUUCUAGUCCGUCCUCGCCAACUAAAACCUGCGAGUGGUGAGACCAAUGCAAUAUCUGCCCAUGGAAGAACAGACCCAGCCCAAACCACAGGGUUUGCCUUUUUGGGUUGCCAGAUUAAUGGAACCGAGGAGUACAUGAAACUUUACCACAGUAAGCCUAGCAAGCACAAGAAUUACUUAGGGAGGCCAUGGAAGAUGUAUUCUCGUACAGUUUACAUCAACAGCACCAUGGAAGCUCUGAUCACCCCUGCUGGCUGGCUUCCAUGGUCUGGAGAUUUUGCAUUGUCUACUCUCUACUAUGGGGAGGUUGGAAAUACCGGUCCCGGUGCCGAUUUGUCUAACAGAGUUCCUUGGAGUAGACAAAUUCCUGGUGAACACAUCUCCACCUUUUCUGUACAGAAUUUUCUACAAGGUGAUGAGUGGAUUACAACAGCUUCUUGAUUUUGGGGAGCUUUCAAAUUGUUAUUAUUGGAAUAUAGUAGUUGUAGAAAAGAGAAUGUAAUUUCAUCUUACCCUCAUUGUUUGAAGGAUGAAAAUAUCACAGAUUUUGGUGAGACUAGUCCUUUAGCUUGCGGCAUUACUCUAGAGUCUAAGUAUCUCUGCCUGUGUACAUAUAUUUUACAAUGGGAAAAGAAACAGGAAAAACUUUUUAUCCCACCUCAGUCAGUUGUAGAUCAUCUCAAAUAUAUUGAUGGCAGAAAUAUUAAAGAUCUGA